Molecule: messenger RNA, 1853 nt
Organism: Punica granatum (pomegranate)
Lineage: Eukaryota; Viridiplantae; Streptophyta; Magnoliopsida; Myrtales; Lythraceae
Source: RefSeq, a predicted model, not a curated record
GGGCCGACAAAGUCGGUCCCCGACAUUCCCAGCCCCGUCGGACAGUGGCCGCCAUCUCCCAACUGUAAACCGCCGUCACGAAAAAGGCGCCGUCCUUUCCUUCCCCUUCUCUACUUCCUCAGCCUUCCAAAUUCGCCAUUUUCAGCUCACUCACCACGUUACCUGCGUUCCCCAUAACACCCACAAGCCAAAGUUUGUUACUUUCGUCCCCGAAAAGAUCUCCUUUCGCGUCAUUCGUACUGUUCAUUGCAUUCAUGAUACCUAAUCCUCAGCUCCCCUGCCCCUUAUGAUCCUCCUGAAACCCCACUUCCAGGCACAGAUUCUGAUCCCCAGGCAGCUCAAUUUCGCGGAAUUCCCUAGUCCCGGUCUCGGUCUCGGUCUCGUGUCCCGAUCCCGAUCCAGAAUCGGUUUGCAGUCCAAGAGCAAGAAGAAGCUCUGCAAGGUGGAGUUUUUAAAAGAAAUGGGUGCUGGGUGUUUCAAGGAAGCUAAGGAUAUUAAGGGGCUGAAGGUGGAGUUCGAUAGCGGCGGGCAGGACUACUUCGACGAUGCCGCUUCUGUUUCUCCCGAGCACCUUGUGAUCAUGGUUAAUGGGAUCAUUGGAAGUUCUGAAGAUUGGAAAUAUGCUGCUGAGCAGUUUGUGAAGGAGCGUCCUGAUAAAGUGAUUGUGCACCGCAGUGAAUGCAACUACUCAAAGUUGACUUUUGACGGUGUAGACCUGAUGGGCAAUAGACUAGCAGAGGAGGUGAAAGGUGUUAUUAGACACAGGCCCGGGGUUCGAAAGAUAUCCUUUGUUGCUCAUUCCUUGGGGGGACUUGUCGCAAGGUAUGCUAUUGGCAGGCUUUAUGAGGAAAACCUGCAAUUACAAUCGACAGGUAACGCCUCUCCCAAUGAAGAUCAAGCAAAUUCUUUAAUGCAACCAAUUGAGCACCCUUUUGAAGCUCGAAUCGCCGGCUUAGAACCCAUGAACUUCAUUACUGUUGCAACUCCACAUCUUGGAUCAAGGGGACACAAACAGUUGCCAUUCCUUUGUGGUCUUCCCUUUCUCGAGAGGAAAGCACCUCAAACUGCUCAUCUGAUUGCUGGAAGGUCCGGGAAACAUCUCUUCCUUACCGACCAUGAUGAAGGGAAACCUCCUCUUCUUCUUCGAAUGGUAAAUGAUACUGAUGACCUCAAAUUCAUGUCUGCUUUACGAGCAUUCAAGCGUCGCGUGGCAUAUGCAAAUGUAAAUUUUGACCAGGUUGUUGGGUGGGGAACCUCAUCGAUUAGACGACAAAGUGAACUCCCUAAGUCCAAUCUUCUGGUGGUAGAUAAGAAAUACCCUCACAUUGUUUACAUCGAGAAAAGUGCCUCGGAGGGCGUCCAUUCUAGAGCAUCCCCUGCAGUGAUUGAACGGAACAUUGAUUUGGAAGAAGAGAUGAUUAGAGGUCUUACACAAGUGCCUUGGGAGCGGGUCGACGUCAGCUUUCACAAAAGCAGACAGCGAUAUAUCGCACAUAAUACCAUUUUGGUGAAGACUUACUGGCUAAAUUCUGAUGGCGCGGAUGUAGUAUUCCAUAUGAUAGACAACUUCCUUCUAUAGCUACUCACUACAUGGAAAUGGGUUAGACUUACUUUUGUGAAUAUUUAGUGCCAAUUUAUAGGAACAUAUGAAGUUACCGUAUUAUGGGGAUUUAGUUUCAUUAUUGGCUUUCUUUCUGCGAUAAUCCUUUCUUAUGUUUGUUACCAUGUUGAAGAAAGAGCAUGAUAUCAUAGGGAGCACAGUUAUGUUGUACUGCUUUCUUAAGUUGUGUCCUUUGUACCAGAAAUUUGUGAAUGAAAUGAGAGGCAAAAGAAAAAAAGUUGCAUUCAUGCUA